CAGUUGAGCCGAAAUGGCGUCAGUGGCGCUGUACGGUAGCCGUUGGUAACGAAAAGACACUGGGACGAGGGCGGACUCAGGGAAGCGGUUUCCGGGUCUCCCUUCCUGGGCUGGGACAGCAGAGAGAGACGAAACGCUCCGGUGGAUUAAUAGCAUUUCAAAGGUACGGACAGGCUUGACAGACAUCACAUAAACAGUAGCGAUGUCUCAGUCUGGAGAGAAAGGAAAGUUUCCAGAUGCUGCAGGUUAUGUAGGGUUUGCUAACCUGCCUAACCAAGUGCACCGGAAAUCAGUGAAAAAAGGGUUUGAAUUUACCCUCAUGGUUGUAGGGGAGUCUGGUUUGGGCAAAUCCACAUUGAUAAACAGCCUGUUUCUCACUGAUCUCUACCCUGAACGUUACAUCCCUGGUGCUGCAGAGAAGAUUGAGAGGACAGUGCAGAUUGAGGCAUCAACAGUGGAGAUCGAAGAAAGGGGAGUGAAGCUUCGUCUCACUGUAGUUGACACUCCUGGAUACGGCGAUGCCAUCAACAGCCAGGACUGUUUUAAGACCAUCAUCCAGUACAUCGACAAUCAAUUUGAACGAUACCUCCAUGAUGAGAGUGGGCUGAAUCGAAGACACAUAGUGGACAACAGAGUGCAUUGCUGCUUCUACUUCAUUUCUCCGUUUGGACAUGGUCUAAAACCACUGGAUGUGGAGUUUAUGAAGGCCAUCCACAGCAAAGUCAAUAUAGUCCCAGUCAUUGCCAAGGCUGACACACUGACUCUGAAGGAGAGGGAUCGCCUGAAGAGGAGGAUCCUGGAUGAGAUUGCAGAACAAGGGAUAAAAAUUUAUCAGCUACCUGAUGCCGACUCUGACGAGGACGAGGAGUUCAAGGAGCAGACUAGAGUCCUGAAGGCAAGCAUUCCCUUUGCUGUCAUUGGCUCCAACCAGCUUAUCGAAGUGAAGGGGAAGAAGAUCCGUGGUCGUCUGUACCCCUGGGGUGUAGUAGAGGUGGAGAAUCCUGAGCACAAUGACUUCCUGAAGUUGCGCACCAUGCUUGUGACCCACAUGCAAGACCUCCAAGAGGUAACUCAGGAUCUGCAUUAUGAGAACUUCCGCUCAGAGAGGCUGAAGAGAGCGGGCAGAGCUGUGGAUGAGGAGGUGUUGGAUAAGGACCAGAUCCUGCUACAGAAGGAGGCAGAGCUGAGACGCAUGCAGGAGAUGAUCGCGCAGAUGCAGGCACAGAUGAAGAUGAAGUCGGACGACUAAAAGGGUCGGAGGUGAAGGGAAGCACUGUGACCCAAGCCACCAGCACACACGUACACAUAAAGCAUACACACACACGCAUACACUUAGUUGUCCAGCCCUGCCACUCUGCAGACCCACCAGGAGCCAGUUUCCAGAACCACAUCAUCUACGUGCACACCACCACCUCUUCUUCUUCUUCCCUCCAUUCUUCCAUCCAUCGGCUGUUUGGCAGCUCUGUCUCUUCAAGACUCCACAUUCAAACUAGUCUCCUUGUGGGAGCGGGUAAAAAAAGAAACAAGUUAUGACGACGAUGUUUGAAUACUGGCUGAUUAUCAUUUAUCUGCUAUUUAGCCUUCUUAGUUGAUAUCCUCAGCGUUGACAGUGACAGCGGUACCGAGUGGAUUUACCGUCACACACGUGUUUACAUAAUAUACAAACUGUGAGUGUCACCUCACAGGUCAAAACUUUACAAUGCAUUAUUUUCCAUUUAUUCUGCUAUUGGGUUUGAACUCAUUCACUUAAAGGUACAAAUAGUUUGCUUCUCGUUUUUUCUGUUGGUUACUCAUCACUUACCCAUCACCUUCACCUCUGAAUAACCAUUAGUGCCUGUUUGCUUCAGCCUGAUAACGCAAUAAUUAUAAAUAUUACCACAGAGAUAGAUACAUGUGGUAAACCAUGAUGAGGAAAACUCUUAAAUCUGGUUUUCCUAAAUGUGUUAGACUAGAAGCUUUAUUGUAUAACCAACAGCUAAAACUAAUGCAAACCCUCCAGGCUUUAGAAUUUCUUAGUUUGUUUUUUUUUUUUUUUUUAAUUUAUCUGUAAUACCUGGUUUUAAUGUGCCAAACUAUAACUUCAGACUGAAAACUAAUCAGUCAGUACUGUAAGUUACAAUGUUCCCAUGUUUGUCUCGGUGACAUCAUUUCAUGUAUAAAACAGUCAGCCUGUACUCUACAUGUGCAGCUUUUCAACUUACUUUAUUCACUCAUUUCAGUUUAAAUAUGUAACUGAGCUGUGUGUAAACUCCCUCCAGCCCACUGUGAACAGCAGACCUUAACAUUUCCCCAGCACUGCCGUUUAAUCGUGCUUUCACUCAUGUGCCAUUAUUUCUUAUUAAUGUGUCAGUUGAGACUUUGUAGAUGUCGACAUGUUUUGUAUUUCCUGUCUCAAAUAAAAUUUGUUAAGAGAACAAAA
Neolamprologus brichardi is the source of this 2419-nucleotide messenger RNA. RefSeq names its product septin-2. The record is from RefSeq and is a predicted model, not a curated record. Gene Ontology annotation, biological process: cell division. Gene Ontology annotation, molecular function: GTP binding. NCBI's taxonomy places the organism in Eukaryota, Metazoa, Chordata, Actinopteri, Cichliformes, Cichlidae.